AACAUUAGGCACGUGAUCUGAAUAAACUAACGCGUAUUGUCGUCGAGCCUGUACUCGAAACUCCUGAAAAUGCAUAUAUUUUCAGCAACUAUUCUUUUUCUUUGGUUGAACGGGCUAUAUUUUGUAGAAUGUGGGAUGCCACUUGUAAUCAAUACCUGGCCAUUUACAAACGCAACAGAGAAGGCAUGGAAUGUAAUCAACGAAGGGGCCUCUGUUCUGGAUGCCGUGGAGGAGGGCUGUUCAGUCUGUGAGGUAGAGCAAUGUGACUUCACCGUCGGCUAUGGUGGAAGUCCUGAUGAAUAUGGGGAGACCACAUUGGAUGCUAUGAUCAUGGAUGGGGAUACUCAUACAGUUGGUUCUGUUGGGGGACUUCAUCGCAUUAAGAGUGCUAUUUCAGUUGCUAGAGCUGUAAUGAUGUACACAAAAGAGACUUUGCUAGUGGGAGAAUCAGCCACCAAAUUUGCAAUUGAAAUGGGAUUCAAGCAGGAAAAUUUAACAACAAACAAAUCAAGAUCUAUGUGGGAGGAAUGGCAAAAAUCAAAUUGCCAACCCAACUUUCGACAGAAUGUGUCCCCUGACCCGUCAAAAUCAUGCGGUCCAUACACCCCCCUGAAAAGAGAUCACGUGAAGUCAAACAAGAGAGGGCGCUAUAACAAAGAUGUCAGCAGCAAGAAUCAUGACACAAUUGGUAUGAUUGUGAUCGACUCUGAUGGGCAUAUAGCCGGGGGUACAUCCACGAAUGGUGCCACACAUAAAGUGCCAGGGAGAGUUGGGGAUUCCCCUAUUGCUGGAUCAGGUGCCUAUGUAGAUAGAGAAGUUGGCGGGGCAGCUGCAACAGGGGAUGGUGAUGUAAUGAUGCGAUUUUUACCCAGCUAUCAGAUUGUGGAGAAUCUAAGGAAUGGGAUGGCACCUGACAAAGCAUGUCUGUCGGCGCUCGAGAGAAUCACUAAAUAUCAUCCAGAUUUCAGCGGUGCUCUUAUAGCUGCUACCAUCAAUGGAAAAUAUGGUGGAGCUUGUCAUGGCUUUUCAUCCUUCCAUUACUCAGUCAGGGACCCAUCGAUGUCCUCAGUCCAAGUCAUUGAAGUGCCUUGCUCAUCGUUCCCUCAUGUCACCACUUAUAAUACAUCAAGUACUGAUUGAAGGUCAAAACCCUAUCAAAUAUCUUUAUCGCAUAUAGCCAAUAAUGAGCCACUAUCGAUACCAAAAUCCUGAGUAAAUUUGCUGCGACCUUGCGACUUCCAGUCGCAAAUAGUGCAGCAGCUCCACACAGCGCCACCAUAUACAGCCGGGAAGUAUCAGCUGAGUACGAAAGUGCAAAUUCAUUGUUUUUCUAGCUCUACCAGAUUUUUUAAUUGUUUGCACAGUCAUAUAGAUUGAUUUCAGUGAUAGGCCUUGCCUCUCUUGAUCUUGACGACAGGGUCACCCAUUUUAGUUCAGUUACUAAACACAAAAUGUAAACACAAUAGGAAUUCCAUUUGCCUGCAUAAAUAACAGAAGUUUUGCAACAUUUGGUUGCAAAACGGUAAUAAUUACGGCAAAGGUUUGUGGCACCAUUGUAAUCAUGUUAUGCACAUGUCGCUGAAAUUUGAGUCGAAGAGCAAUGCAAUACUUUAUAAUUUCAUUAUUUUCAUUAACCUUGAAUAGGGAGUUUUCACUUCGACAAAGCAUGAUGAAUUCAAGAACAUAGAAAAUGUAUUGUCAAAUGUCUUACAUGACAAUGAACAACAGUGAAUCAAAAAGGAGUUUCAUCCUUGACUCUGGACUAAUGACAUAUUUGCAAUUUCUGUCGGCUCCGUCAGCUGUUUUCGACAAAGACCUCCCAGCUGCUCAUUGUCAUUUGCCAGGCAUUUUCAAUAGAUUUACUGUGUUCUGGUAUCUGUCCAUGUUGCAGUUGCAAGAACUCCCUGAUAUCUUAUCAUGUAAAACAUGAACUACUACUUGUUUGUAUUUUGUUAUGAUGUAAAGGAAAUAUUGAAGGACAUGAAAUAUAUUUUGUAAAUGUAACAGAAAACUCUUGUGUGUUUAUAUGUCCGUACAUUUGGUUCCUUCUCUAAACCCCUUUCCUUUCUAUAUAUCCGCUCCUUUCUUACUUGGUUCUCUUGGACUUUGGCUACAAGGGUGGAGUUCGAGAUGCAUGUUCCAAGCACAUAAUUUGAUGCCACUUGCAAAUCCUUCCUAAUUCCGAUUUCAAAAUGUUGGUACCUCUGCCAUGGCAACAGGCCCAACAAAGUUUUCAGGAGCCCAAAUUGUUCAGAUUGCAGUAGAUGCCAAUAAUACAAGUUUUAGGCUCUGACGACUGGAUAGAUGCCUUGCACGAGGAUCUCUUGUUUGAAACCACCGCUCUGAUGUGAACCAAAAGACAGACUUCAAAACUGCAGUACUCUACUCAACAAUGCAAACACAUGGUCAUAAUCACACAACAAUUUAUAAGCAAAUACAUGCAGUAUUUAUUACUGACUUACAGUCGUUUCACAUCAUUCAAGUAAUAACCAAUAAGAAAAAUAGAGGCCGUUUCUUGUGUAAAAAAAAAAGGGUGUAUGAAAGGUUGUAUCUGUUGUGUUUGAAAGAUAAUGGAGUAAAUCGAUAAAAUAUUCAGUGAAUUCUAAUUUCAUAUCUAUCAAAAUAAUGGAUACAAAUUGGGUAAAUUCUAGAAUAUUGCUAGGAAAGUGCAUGAUAAUCUGAUAAUUGUAGAUAGUUGAAUUCAUUUACAUUACUAAAUCAUCGACUUAAAUCAUGAUUAAAACGAAAGUAACACAAAAGGUGGGCAAGAAUCGUUAUCUCUAAUACAAAAGACAUUAUGGAAGAGAAAAUUAUUAGACAUUACAUCAUUAUAGGAAGACGAAAUGUUCACUCACUUUACUACAGUUUUGCCCUUGAAUUCAUAAUUGCAAUUCAUCGACAAUUCACAUGGUCUUAAAAAAAACAAA
This is a messenger RNA of Lytechinus pictus (painted urchin), 2927 nucleotides long. Its product is annotated as N(4)-(Beta-N-acetylglucosaminyl)-L-asparaginase-like. Gene Ontology annotation, biological process: protein deglycosylation. The record is from RefSeq and is a predicted model, not a curated record. Lineage: Eukaryota; Metazoa; Echinodermata; Echinoidea; Temnopleuroida; Toxopneustidae. Gene Ontology annotation, molecular function: N4-(beta-N-acetylglucosaminyl)-L-asparaginase activity; asparaginase activity; beta-aspartyl-peptidase activity. Gene Ontology annotation, cellular component: lysosome; cytoplasm. The transcript has 10 exons. Bases 70 to 1140 code for a protein of 356 amino acids.